CUACAACCCUUUGUGCAGGUGAAACGCUCUCCAAGCUCAGACCGUAUUCAAAAAGUUGACCGUGCAAGUCACUUCUUCACACGCUUGCUUGCUGUGCAGACAUGGCGGGAGAGAGGCGGAAGUUCCGAAACUCUGCGUCAUAAGUUAGCGUUCUCUACACGGAGAUCUGUGCUGUGUGGGCUGUUGUUGUGGAAGCUGUGCGAGGUCAAGAAAGUUGUUUGAGAAAGAGGAAGCCUUUUUCUCGGAAUCGAGAGGGUAGUGCCGGAGUGGUGCUUCUGUAGGUAAAUUUGUUCUGAAAGCAGCGAAGUAGGUUUCAGUUUUGCUUGUUUUUUUUAAAAAGAAUUUCCAGGGUUAUUGUAGAUAGUUGUGGACGAGCGUCUGCGGUGAUGUCUUACAACAGGCCUUACAGUCCCGCUGGGCCGACGGUUCCUUCUUACAGCGGUAGCGGCCUCGAUUCCUACGGUAGGCAACAAUCACUGUCGAAUCCAUAUGGAGCCACAUCGCCACCGAACAGCUAUGGCGGUGGUUACGAGUACAAUCAAACGCAACAAAGUUAUGGUGUCACAGGGACCGGAAUCCCCUACUCUUCCACUAGCAGUUAUGGUGGUUAUAGUGCACCAUCUGCUCCAAGCACUUAUCCUCCACAAGAUUACGGUCCGCCUCGGCCACAACCCUCUUCAUUGUUCCCACCUAACACCGAUCAAGCUAUCGUUCAAAUUUUUCAACAAGCAGACGUUGACAGGAGCGGGACAAUUGACGCGAACGAGUUAGGAAGAUUGUUAUCAGAAGGCCGAGUAAGGUUCUCUCCUCGCACCUUGCGCCUUAUGCUGCACCUCUUCGCCGAUAACCCGGCGGAUCCCUCAAGAAUUGGACCACAAGGGUUUGUCAACCUUUGGCGGGAGCUCGGCAUCUGGCAUGAGAAAUUUAUGCAGUAUGACCGAGAUAGGAGUGGGACCAUUGAUGUUAGGGAGCUGCAAGAAGUUCUUUUCAGCUUCAAUUUCGCCAUACCUCCCUCGGUCCUUGACAUGUUAGUAAAGAAGUAUGAUCAUACAGGGUACAACAGAAGCAUUGGCUACGGCCAAUUCAUUGAGUGCGGUUUCAUCGUGAAAGGCUUGACUGAGAAGUUCAAGGACCAGGACCGUGCUCGAAAUGGUACUGCCACUUUCGAUUACACCAGUUUCAUGCUGAUGGUCAUUCCUUUCAUCGCUGCUUGAUCCAAAACUCUUCCCUUUAUUUUUUUUUGUAGUAGUGCAUUGAUGCUAGUGAUGGAGAAGCAGGAACCUUAACUGGAUGUACCUAAGAGUCUAAUAGGUUAUGGAGGUGACCAGCACCAGCUAGGGUCUACAAUUGCUCCCACUGCGUUUCACCAGGGGAAGCACCAAUCUCCUGCAGCCUCAAAGGAACUUGGAGGGGUUGUGACCAUGCUAAAUCCGUUAGGUGAGUUUUUUUGUGAAAGGCUAGAUUGGGAAAUUCGACAUGAAUAGUUGUACAACUUCCAAUCUCACAAGCCCCGUGCUUCCGUGUAUGUGUGUUCUUCCGUCGUUUUCCUCCGUGAAUUAAUUCGAUUCUGUGUUGUUGUACUUGCCUACAACAACAAUGAAUGAGUACUUCCUUAGGCUCUUGUGGCUUGUAAUUGGCCGCUGUUCUAGUUCCCUUUUGGAUAUUGCAGAGGCCUCUAGUGAGGAAUUUCCUCGAAAUUGUCGGUGUACAUAGAAGAAUUCAAGUCCAUGCAGAAAGAAGUGGUAGUUGUUCUACCAAUAUUGCAACUUAUUAGGAAUUAGGUCUAACUCCUUAAGCUAAUGAGAAAAAUAUGGAGAGGUUAGUUUCUGAAAGGAGGAUGGAAUUGGAAUAAGGAUGUAGAUUAGUCCUCAUCAAUGAGUGUCCAUAGUAAGGACUCAAGAAGUUUACCAUCAAAAAUAGGUACCCUUUAUCCUUAAUAUUUGGACUUUUUAAUCAAUUAAAUCAAGCUAAGAUCUUGAACAAUGGAUAGAAAUUGGUUUUUA
Physcomitrium patens is the source of this 2003-nucleotide messenger RNA. Its product is annotated as putative calcium-binding protein CML48. The record is from RefSeq and is a predicted model, not a curated record. Lineage: Eukaryota; Viridiplantae; Streptophyta; Bryopsida; Funariales; Funariaceae. Gene Ontology annotation, molecular function: calcium ion binding.